Messenger RNA from Toxotes jaculatrix (banded archerfish), 1723 nucleotides. RefSeq names its product tubulin polyglutamylase complex subunit 2 (gene tpgs2). Gene Ontology annotation, biological process: protein polyglutamylation. The record is from RefSeq and is a predicted model, not a curated record. Lineage: Eukaryota; Metazoa; Chordata; Actinopteri; Toxotidae. The transcript has 7 exons. Bases 71 to 952 code for a protein of 293 amino acids.
UGAUACAGAAUAGAUAUCUCCAAAGGAUGCUUACACGAUUUUGUUCCAAGUUGUGAUUGCAGUCGCCCAAAUGGAAGAUUUAAAAGAGAGCCUAGCGUUUAAAGGUGUUGCGGAGAGACUGACGCUUGGCAUUACCCGAAUACUCGAAAACAUGCCAGGUGUGGUCGAUGUGCGUUUCGCAGAGAGGGAGCCUGCAGAGAAGAGGAGUCUGCUAUCAUGGGAACAGAAAAAUACUUGCAUAUUGCCUGAAGACCUGCGAGAUUUCUAUCUGACAACGGAUGGAUUUACACUGACCUGGAGCGUUAAACUGGACAAUGAGUGUGUUCCCUUAGGAUGCAUGAUGGUUAACAGUGUGGCCAGGCUGUGUCCACUGCUCCAACCAGUAUCACUUUUCUCUCUUCCUAAUGCACCCUCACUGGCUGACCUGGACUGGGAGGAAAACAGCACAGAAAGUGGAUCAGAGCAUGCUCCCGCUGCACCCCAUUUUGAUUCCCGGAGCCGCAUCUUUGAGCUGGAUUCUUGUGGUGGGAAUGGCAAGGUGUGCCUGGUCUACAAAAACUGCACUCCAGGUGUGGUAGCCCAGCAGAGUGAAAUCUGGUUCCUUGAUCGCUCUCUGUGCUGGCACUUUCUGACAGCAACCUUCACCUCUUACUAUCGACUGAUGAUAACCCACUUGGGUCUGCCUGAGUGGCAGUAUGCCUUCACCCCAUAUGGACCCAGCCCCCAAGCCAAGCAGUGGGCAUCCCUGUACCAGCCACUGACCAUCAGCAGUGAGCUCAGCCUGGCUGAUCCUGCCGGGGAUUCUUUUCUUAACAAGCUGGAUCCUACUAAGGCCUUCAAAGGCAAAGCCAAGGUACCCGCCCCCAAGAAGAAGCAGUCGGCGCAGUGCAGCUUAGGGAGCACUGCCAAGAGCCAAGGCAGCGCAGGAAGACACAGUGGGGCAAAGCGGUGAGAAGAUUCCCGUAAAAGGAGAACACUGUAGUCAUGUGUACAUGACCAACCAGGGCUUUCUUGGUUCAACACAUGGCUGAAGUGGUACCAGCAUCCUGAGGCAACGUGGCAUGUAAAACAGUAUUUCUAACAUUGUUUAUGUUUAGAUUUAGAUAUGCAUGGAAAACCCUGCUGGCUCAAGUAUUGUUGUUUACCUCUUACUGAUGGAGAAAUAAGGCUUUCUGAAGCAGCCAAGUGCAUCAGCAACACAUUCAUUAUAUGCAGCCUCAUUUAACCCAGUGUUCACUAGUCAAUUCAUAAAAAUGGUCAUGUGCUGCUGGCAUAGCACAAGUAUUACUGACAUGUAGUAUUCAAAUUGUACUGCUGCUGUAACUAGAAAGGACUCGUUAAUACUUUAUAAUGGCACUCUAUAAUUUUAUAACAGUAAUUAUUAUCACUAGGCUUGGUUUGCUGUUGUAAAUAUUUCAAUUUUGAAUGUAUUAUACAACAAUAACAUAUAUAGAAUAUAUAAAGUUCUAAAAGAAGUUUGAAAACAAAAUCUCUAUGUUUAUGUGACUGUAAAACUGAAAGAAACAGGAAGACUGAAAAUAAAACUGUUGGUUUCAGUUGGGCAGUAAAAGUGCUUUUCACCUGGAGACACCAUCACAUCACAUGAGUCACUGAAAGUAAUACGACCCACAAUCCAGAGCUUCUGUGGAAACUGUUGGACAUACUCCACAGACGCCUGGGAGCUUUGGUAUCAAACGUUACAGCACUGAUGUGUGUAUGGACA